GUUUCAAUUUAAUUGAUAUCGCAACAAAAAAUAUAAUACAUAAUUUAACUAAUUAAUAAGAAAAAAAUAUGAAAUUAAACUUUAAGCUAGUACUAUUUUUAAUUAUUAGUAUUAUAAUAACAAUAUAUGAUGGUAACGCUGAUGAUAGUAAAAAAUUAAAUCCCAAUGUUGUUGUUGUCGUUGUUGGUGGUGCUGCUGCUGCUACCGGUGCUUCCGGUGCUGUUGGUUCAGCUGCCGGUGCUGUUGGUACAGCUGCUGCCGGUCCUGUUGGUGAUAGUGCCGGUCCUGUUGGUGCUGCCGAUGCUGGUGGUCCUCCCGAUGCUGGUGGUGAUGGAGGUGGAGAUGAUGGAGGAGGAGAUGAUGGCGAUGAUGGUGGUGAAGGAGAUGCUGCUGCUGCUGGUGGUGGUGCUGGACCAGUGCUUCGGGUCGGUGAAGAUAUCACAUCAAAAAAACGUCGACCUGGCGGUGGCGGCGGCGGUGGUGGUGGUGGUGGUGGUGGUGGUGGUGGUCGACAAGGAAACGGACAAAAUAGACGUCGAAAUGGCCGUCGAAAUAGAGGUCGAAAUGGCCGACAAAAUGGCCGUCAAAAUGGCGGAUAUAAUGUCAAAGUAAAUGGCGGCGGCGGCGGCGGCGUUCGAAAUGGUGGACAAAAUGGCGGACAAAAUGGCGGACAAAAAGGUUAGAGGCUAAGGAGAUAUCGGUGGACCUCUAAAAUGUAGCGUGAUCAUUUACUAUGUGUUACAAACAUAUAUUUUUAUUAUCAAGCUCCAUUUUUUGGUUUCAAUUAUGUCCAUCAAUAAUAAUAUUUUUAAAUUUAAUUUAUUUAUAAUAUUCAAGAUUCUGUAUUUAUGUAUAAU
Messenger RNA from Oppia nitens, 857 nucleotides. RefSeq lists its product as uncharacterized. NCBI's taxonomy places the organism in Eukaryota, Metazoa, Arthropoda, Arachnida, Sarcoptiformes, Oppiidae. The transcript has 3 exons. The record is from RefSeq and is a predicted model, not a curated record. Bases 69 to 683 code for a protein of 204 amino acids.